Messenger RNA from Melopsittacus undulatus (budgerigar), 4357 nucleotides. RefSeq names its product t-complex 11 like 2 (gene TCP11L2). The transcript has 11 exons. The record is from RefSeq and is a predicted model, not a curated record. The coding region runs from base 473 to 2017 and encodes 514 amino acids. Lineage: Eukaryota; Metazoa; Chordata; Aves; Psittaciformes; Psittaculidae. Gene Ontology annotation, biological process: signal transduction.
UAGCAAUAAUGUCUGAAUCUUCAGAAUGCACCCAUUCUUCCUUACCAUUCCAUUUGAGGCAUCCUACUCGGUAAUACAUGUACUGUGGCAAAGAUUUCAAUGUAUUUUCAGUGUGUCAUCUCCGGUUGUAUUGUUGUAACCUGUUAUUUAAAACCUCUUAUUUAAGUUAGGUCUUCUGAAGCACUCUGACAGCUCUGCUGUCUGUAUGUGUGUCUGUAUUGUAGGAACAGAUAUGGGUCUCAGUACUUCAGAAUAUGUCAUGGGCCUCUUUGAAAUGCACAUAUUUGUUGCUGGAAGAUCCUUUACUGGGACAGUAGUAAACACAUCUUGAAGUGCUCAUACUAGGCAAGUGACUUGCAAGACCUUUUGGGCCAGUACGCUGCUAACAACGUUAAUAGAAUCUUUCGAUGGACCACAGGCAACAUUAACCUUUUGGAGGUCUUGUGUACGGUAGCACCUAAAGUGAAUCAGAAUGCCUCUCAGUGAUGAGCAUAACAGUGAUUCAGAGUCUUCGCGCCUCUCAGAAAGCACAGCUGCUUCUAGUGACUCUGAAUACUCAAGACAGAGCUUUAACAGCGAUUCUUCAAGCAAACCCAGCUCUCCAGCCUCAGCAAGUCCCCCUAAGAUGAUUACAUUUGAUGAACUGAUGGCAGCUGCAAGAAAUUUGACAAACUUGACCUUAGCUCAUGAAAUUGCUGUAAAUGCAAAUUUCUGCAUAAAACACGAAGACUUGCCACAGAACAGUUUUGCAGGCACAGUGAAACGGAUUGUACACAAGGCAUUUUGGGAUCACUUGGAAUCUGAACUGAAUGAAGAUCCUCCAGAAUAUGAGCAUGCUAUCAAGCUCUUUGAGGAAAUUAAGGAGAUUCUUCUUUCCUUCCUGACUCCUGGAGCAAACAGGAUUCAAAAUCAAAUUUGUGAAGUUCUAGAUACGGAUCUUAUACGACAGCAGGCAGAACAUAAUGCUGUUGAUAUUCAUGGGCUAGCGAAUUACAUUAUCAACACUAUGGGAAAGUUGUGUGCUCCAAUAAGAGACAAUGAUAUAAAACAGUUAAAAGCAACUGACAAUAUCGUAGAAUUACUGAGACAAAUAUUCCGUGUUUUGGACCUGAUGAAAAUGGAUAUGGCAAAUUACACAAUUCAAAACCUUAGACCAUACCUUCAGCGUAAUUUGGUGGACUAUGAAAGAACAAAAUUCCAGGAAAUUCUUGAAGAAACACCAAGUGCCUUGGACCUCACAACAGAAUGGAUAAAGGAAUCGAUAGAAGAUGAAUUAUCAUCUACUUCUGAUGAGUCUUCAUCAUCCCCUGGUGCUGAUAGUAGUUCUAAACGAACCAUUAGUCCUACACUGGUGCUAAACAAUGGCUACUUGAAACUGUUACAGUGGAAUUACCACAAAACAAUUCCAGAGACGCUAAUAACAGAUGAAGCUCGUCUUCAGGAGUUGAGAGAGAAGCUCAAACAAUUAAGGAUCAUAGCUUGUGUUUGUCUUAUAACAAACAAUAUGGUGGGUGCAGCAAUUGUAGAUGUGCCUGAUUUUGCUGAGCAGCUGAAAAGGAUCUCUGUUCCUCUUCUUGAAGGCAUGAACAAGAAAACUUUUGAUUUGAAGGAGGCUCUGAAUGCUAUAGGUGUCCAAAUUUGCAGUAAAGUGAACAGGUCUCUAACUGAAAGAGGUCUUCCCACUCUUGAUGAAGAAAUGCAGAGUAAUUUAAUGGGUCAGAUCGCUCAUAUUGUAGAGGAGAAUAAUCCUGUCUGUUCGUUGAUUGACAAACGGAUCCAGUUCUUCUUGAGAAGCUUGCUUUCUCUUCCCAGCUUUCAGAAGUCUAUGCCUACCAUGCCAGGAGGCCUUUCCGUGAUUCAGACAGAGAUGGAACUUGUUGGAUCUCAGUAUGCAAGCAUUGUAAACUUUAAUAAACAAGUGUAUGGACCGUUCUAUGCAAACAUACUUAGAAAACUACUUUUUCGUGAAACACCAAUGGGAAAAGCAGAAACAGUAACAGCAACAGCUACCAAUUAAAAAUUUCACCUGCUUCUUUACCCUUUUUUGUCUUUCAAAGUGAUCUGUUCCCCACUAAGAACAGUCCACUCCAGUGAAUAUCAGUGAGAGAGAUUUUGUAAAAUGUAUACAGAUGGCUUCUGAAAUUCACUGGAAAGAUAUUUAAGUUCAAGGACAUACAUAUUUUAAUAGGAUAAAUUUGUUUGAUGCAUUUUGUGGCUUCUAAUAGCCAGUGAACUAUUAGUUCUCAUGGCAAGCAUUUAUGAUUCAGAUUGGGAAAGGGCUGGCAAAGUACUUGUUUUUUUGCCACUGUUAAAACAAUGUUAUUUUUUCAACUUAAAUAUAUUUACAUAUAGCAAUAAAAUUAUGAAAUGAGAAGACAGUUGUAGGUAAAAUGUACUGUGCUUACAUUGUAUUUUUGUAGAGCAACAUCUAAUACAACACUCAAAUUUCUGAAAAGACUUUAAUGUAAGAACUGCUUUUGUAACCAAAACCAGGUUCAUACUAGGCCAAAUUCUGGUACCAGGAGGACAGCUACUGGAAUGAGAACUCGGCCUCUAUUAAUGUUAAGGAAUGCCAGUGUUGUAAGCUAUAUGAAGUAUAGCAGUUACAGAAGAAGCAUGCACCAUUUGAAGUAGAAAUAGUUCAGAACUUCUCAAAUAUAAUUGAGAUUAAUGGUAAACACCUAAGAAACAUCAUGUUGGGGGGGGGGGUUAAUUUCUGUAUAUAAUGUUUAUAAGCAUUUUGUUUAUCCAAUGGUGGUCAUACAGCUCUUAAAUCUAAUCUUUAAUAUGUGUAUGUACUAAUCUUUGAUCUUAAUGGGUAUUAAGUAUUUUUAAGUUGGGUCUUUCUGACCUUUAUUCCCAAAAGCACUUGAAAGUGACCUUAGAGAAUACCACAGAGCAACUUCCCCCUUUUAUGUUCUUUUGGAUGAGGGUGUAAGCUUUUCAAAGGAUAUUCUGGGGUCUGAAAGCAAGAACCCAAGUGAUUAGUCAUUCUGAAAAUGUGACUGAGUUCACUUUCACACAUUUUGUGAGAAAUACUGUGAUUUAUUUAAAGUUCUUUGUAAUAGGCCCCAGUAAUUAGUUCCCAUUUAAAGGCAUCAGGAAUCUUGCAUACAGGAAACGAACAGGCUUGAAACUGAGAAAUGUGGAAAUAAACAUUAAGUUUACACAGGCUUUAUUUUGCAUAUUUCAGAUUACUAGGAAUAGAUACUGCUGGAAUACAUAUUAUAGAUAUGUUGUCUAUGAAAUUGAAUCAUAAUUUACUUGAAAAUAAUCUUUUAAUAUAUUACUACAUAAUAGUCCUUUUUAAAAUGUCAUAUAUAAACUCCAUAUGGUACAAGUUAUAUAGCUUGUUCUAAUAUUUUAUAUUACAGUCUAUUUUUUAUGAAGAGACAAGAUCACCCAUAAAAGCUUAAUGUGUCCCACAAAUCGUGUAUGUACAAUACUGUGUCUUACCAUAAAGGUCUAAAAAAAACUGGGCAUUAUUAGCAGUGUGGUUUUGUAGUCUGUUACUAGAGAAUUGUGUACUCUUUUUGGUAAGGGAAAUGACUUCUGGUCAGUUGUUCCUCACUGUUGAAGAAUUUUGGUCACAUGUCCAUAAACUUCCUCCAAAAUGCCUUUUUAGAAAUUUCUCUAGUGCACUUUUGCUCUAUCCCUUGUAAAAAAAUUGCACAAAGUAAAGAUGAAUACAUAUUUUAAAGGGAACUGUUUCCUGAAGCCUGAAAAACCUGUGAGAAACUCCUAGAAUAUAGGAAUUGUGCCACUAGGUAGAACAGGCUUGCUUAGGUGAAUAUGAAAUUUUGAUGUGCAAUUCAAAAUUAUCAAGAGAAGAAUGCGUUUCAAAAGCAGUUAUGGAAAGUUAAGUCCUAGUGAUUUGCUGCAUCUUUGGAAAGACAGAAACUAUUUUAAGCUUCAGCCAAAAGAGGAUCUUACCAGUGUUUAAAGAAGAUUUAUAACAUGAUUUUUUUAUUGUAAUACUUUAUAUGCAUUUUAUUGUAAAAUUAAAUACAACUACAGAUCUUCAGUGUUCUGGGGAAACUCUCUUACUAGGUUUUACCAGUAAAUAAAUAAGGGUUUGUUGGGUUUUUUUGGUGGUUAACUAGCAAAGGGCAUUUUAUAGCAUGGCCUAUGUUUCAAGUGAUUGUUUAAUGUACCUUAAUUAUUGUUUAAUGUUUGAAGCAUAGGCACUGCAUCAGUUUAAUGUCAUGUUUUGCAUGCUGUUGACAUUACUGUGGCUGAAGUACACUUGCCUUUGCUCUGAAGUUGUCCUUGUGAACCAAGAUGCAAUUAUGUAACAGCUUUCCCCAUUGAAAUGAAUAUUUGAGGGUUUGUAUGCAUUAAAUUGUUUGUGAUAUGA